Messenger RNA from Hemicordylus capensis (graceful crag lizard), 2840 nucleotides. RefSeq names its product RBPJ interacting and tubulin associated 1 (gene RITA1). Bases 1 to 837 code for a protein of 278 amino acids. The record is from RefSeq and is a predicted model, not a curated record. Gene Ontology annotation, cellular component: nucleus; cytoplasm. Lineage: Eukaryota; Metazoa; Chordata; Lepidosauria; Squamata; Cordylidae. The transcript has 2 exons. Gene Ontology annotation, molecular function: tubulin binding. Gene Ontology annotation, biological process: negative regulation of Notch signaling pathway; nuclear export; Notch signaling pathway.
AUGAAGCCCUCGGCCGCCGAGCUGGCCGCGUCGGGACUGCAGGCCCCGCAGCUGCAGCGCGGGGGCAGAGCGGGCUACAGGCUCCGGGCCAAGCCCUCCUACGUGGACGAAGCGCUCUUCGGCGGCAGCCGCCAAGCGGGGCGCCGGCAGGCCGCGGCGAGGGUGGCGUUCGCUCCCCCGUGGGCGGACGAGAAGGCCCGGCCCCUCCUGCCGAGCUCGGAGGCAGCGCAGCGGGAUGGCGGCUGCUUGGCGAGCCCAGCGCCGUCCGCCGGCACUCCGAGGAAGCCGCACAAGUACAGGCUGAAGAGUCACACCCCAUCCUACUGUGAUGAGACACUGUUCGGCCCAAAGCCAGGAGGGCAAGAGUGGCCAGCUCCUUGGAUGGAGGAGGCUGUAGCUAAGCUCCGCCCUCUGCUCUGGACUCCGCCUUCCGCUCCUCGAGACCGGCCAGACCUUUCCUCACACCCCAAGGAGACUCUGGUCAGAGCCCCUCGUCGGGAGAUGCCAAGCUCCCCGGGGACAGAAAGCUUUGGGACGCAACACAGAGAAGAGCGUUCUUCUUGGAGACGUCCCGAGGGCGAUUCAGACUUGGACAAGCAAGCCGUCCUCCUCGGCCAGCCCCCCAGCCAGUCCCUCACCCGGAUCUACAGUGGUUCUGAUUGGCCUCAGACAGCCCCCCACAAGCUGGGUGCAAGCAGGCAGCCCGGCUGCUCCCUCCCAGCGGCCUCCGCAAAGCCUCUCUCCAAGCCAUGGUCAAAAGGGGUCCCUGUGUCGCCCUCCGCCUCCAGGUUAUCGAAAGCUACAAGCUUAUGCAAGCCAAGGCCCCCCUGGAAAUAAAACUGCUCACCCAAUCUAGACUCCUUGCAAAACCUCACUGAAUGGCAAAGAUGGGUGUGGAGUAGUCAGGCUGGCUGUCCUCCUCUCCGGCCACUCUGCAUGCAUUCACAUGUGUUAUUGACCCUCCACUCGCAGGCCGUCGUGGUCUUUGCCUUUCCUUGCAGAGUCUUAAGCAUCCCACAGUGUUCAGGGAGGCUGGCUCGCUAGUCAGUGUGUUUAGGAUGGUAGCCUUCCUGUGAGUUGUGUUGCUUGCUAGGCAUGCAAGAGAGAGAGAGAGAAGGGGACACACCUCCCGAGAGCUUUCUCUAAGCAACAGACCUCGCUCGCUCGCUGGGCGGGUGUGCUCAGUAUUUAUUGCCAACCAUCCAGUGCCUGCUUACCAGCGAGAAAAAGAGAGAGAGAGGGGCCACAGCUGGGCCUCACCUCCUGCCCCUCUUGCCUCGGCCCUUCUUCUUCCGCUUGCCCCGGAGCAGCGAGCGCACCAGGUAGCCCUUCCACAAGGCCUGGAUGAGGGUGGCGGCGCGGACCAGGAUGGCCAGCUCCUUCUCGGCUUUCUCCUUCUGCUCCCGCUUCACCCUCCUCUCCUCCUUGAUCUGGCUGUACUCCUGGUCCAGCAGCUCAAACCUCUCCCUCAGCUCCGCCAGCUGGGCCUUCUCCACCACGUAGACGGCAUCAAUCUCCUCGUACUCAUCCUGUGGGGAGGAGAGCAGAGGCCUGGGACUUGGGAGCGGCGCCCCGAGGGCGGCCCUGCCUCACCCCUGCUCUGUGGCCUGGGCUCCAAGAGGGCUUGGACAGCCACCGCCUCCACCCGCUUCCCCCAGGGGCCCUCGUGGGGCCCUGUAACUGCCCUCCCCUCAGCAAGAAGGCUCCAGGGCUGGGUCUGAGGGCAAGUGGCAGCUGCAGCCUCAAGCGGCUUUGCGUUCUAUGAUGGAAGAAAGGGGGGCGGGAUGUCUGGAUACAAUAAAAAAGAGGGAAAGAGGCUUCAGCGGGGUUUUCCCUCCUGUGGCCCGAGAACGUCCCCCCAUGACGCUGGAUGUUCCCUAGGAGGUCAGAGUGUGUAAGGCCAAGGGGGCCUUGUUUCUGGCCUCCCUUCUUAAAGCCCCAAGUCUGACCUAUCUAGCCACUGGCUUUCCUGCCUUCUGUGCCGUUUUCUCUUCCGCAGGCCUCGCCUGAGAAAGAGAGAGUUACUGUGCAGGCGCCUUAUCGGAGUAAUUCUUACGUCAGCCAUUUCCCUGAGAAAUGGCUUCCUCUUUGCCUGGGUGUAGACGGAAGCCACCCCUGCCAAACUGAAAUGACUUUUGGGCCAUGUCCAAGAGAUGUUAGAAGCCACGUCGCAGCGUAAAGGCUGUAGUGAGCAUGCGUGGGGCUUGGGAAGUCUACAUCUUCCGGGGCUGUGAGGAUUCCCCACCUCCCCACGGAAUCGGAUAAAGGAGCAGCCAGGCGAAGGAUGCAUUAGGAGCUGCAGGCCAAAGAAGGGAUUGGUAUCUUUCCUGGGGUGCUUUCUUUGGGAACAGGGAUGCUGGUUCAGCAACCUCUGGCAGCAGCCUCCACUUUAGGAACCCCCAGGCUAGAGGGAGCUCACGGCCAGGGCCUCCGCUGGACUUCGUGGGCCUUGCACGCCCUGCUCUCCUUUCCAGCUCCCUGCUUCUCCCAACAUGGCCAUGCAGCCAACUUCUGAGUGCCUGGCAGGAUUCCCAUUCUGGCGGGAGAACUGGGGGUGAGGGUGAGGAUGGCGUCAGGGGUGGCUUUGUAAUCUUGAGAGGGUGCAAGGGAGGAGGGAGAGUCAGCACCCCACGGCAGAGCAGAGGAGGUUUUGCUGCUGGGAGUUGGUGAAACGACACCCUCGGUGGGGGGAGGGAGAAAGAGGAGCCCCGUGGGCGGUGGGGAGUACCUGCUUUUCUAUCAUUUCGGCGUCAUACUUCUGGACCCAGUUCUCAAUCUCCAUCUCCACUUUGUAUUUCUUCUGCAAUAAACCGCACAAGAGGAGCAUUUUCAGCUCGAAA